Messenger RNA from Amoebophrya sp. A120, 404 nucleotides. Lineage: Eukaryota; Dinophyceae; Syndiniales; Amoebophryaceae. The record is from the annotation of a GenBank genome assembly.
AUCUACCCGAAAUAAAGCAAACCGAUCCAAUAGAAGGAAUUUCUUUCUGUUAUCGAUUGCAAAUAUGUCUGGGGCUGGAAAUUUGUGUUGUUGAAGCUUUCGCGAGUCUGGGUCCGUCUGGAAAUUUGUGUUGUCAGAGUUCUUGUAGACACUUCCUACAUAAUUGUCAUGACAUCAGAACUUUUGCGAAAUUCGCAAAGAAGGCACUUACUGCAGAUUCAGGCGUAAUAAAAUGCACGACAAAGAAGGGCGACAAGGUGCUCUUGCUCAACCUCAAUCGCAUUCAUGCAUUACAGAUCUUGUUGCCCUUCCAAUAGUUCGCAUGACAAAUAACCCAGCCCCAGACUACAUAUUUGCCAACAUGCAUACCCGGUUGCUUUCCUGAACUUCACUGUCGUGGUACU